This is a messenger RNA of Esox lucius (northern pike), 2209 nucleotides long. RefSeq names its product solute carrier family 28 member 1 (gene slc28a1). Gene Ontology annotation, biological process: nucleoside transmembrane transport. NCBI's taxonomy places the organism in Eukaryota, Metazoa, Chordata, Actinopteri, Esociformes, Esocidae. The coding region runs from base 106 to 2067 and encodes 653 amino acids. Gene Ontology annotation, cellular component: membrane. The record is from RefSeq and is a predicted model, not a curated record. The transcript is spliced from 19 exons. Gene Ontology annotation, molecular function: nucleoside:sodium symporter activity.
CUGUGAUGUCUGCUCCAGUGAUAAGAUCUUCCAAGGAGGGUGGAGUAUAUUUUCCAGCACAGUGUUUAACCACACCACAUUUGGCCCUCGGACUAUGAGCACACAAUGACAGAAGCAAGUGGUAUGCCCUGUAAUGUUGUGUCCCAUGCAAAUGAAAAUGGGGAGGACAAUAAGGGAUUUGAAAUGCAGGAGGAUGUUGUUUCAUUUGAUAGCAGAAGUAGUAUCAAAAAGGAAAAGUUAAAAAAGGGAUUGGGAUGUUUAAGGAAGGUUUCCAAGCCUAUUAAUGCCAUAGAGGAUUACUUUAAAGCUCACUCCAAAACCAUCAAAUACAUUGUGCUGGGCUUACUUGGAGCAGGCUAUGUAGCAUACUUCAUCACUGCCUGCGUAUUGGACUUUGAGAGGGCCAUUGCCCUUGUGGUGCUCACAAGUCUUGCUGUUGUCUCCAAAGCCUAUGAUCUUGUAAAGAAAUACAAGGGAGAAAGUAUAACCAAGUGUUUCAUACCAGCUCAAAGAUGUUUCAACAGUUUCAGGGGUUGGAUAAUAGGUGUUUUUGUCAUAGUGGUGCUGGUCUUGCUCGUGACUUGGCUCGUUGUGGACACAAGCAAGCGACCAGAGCAGCUCAUCUCAUUUGGAGGAGUCUGCAUGUUCAUCCUAGUCAUUUUCCUCUUCUCAGCCCAUAGAAAAUCAGUUGCAUGGAGGCCUGUCUUUUGGGGUCUUGGUUUGCAAUUCUGUAUCGGACUGUUUGUCAUAAGGACAGAGCCAGGACUCAUAGCUUUCCAGUGGCUCGGAGAACAAGUGCAGAUAUUCUUAAACUACACAAAAUCUGGAUCGGAAUUUGUUUUUGGUCCACUGACAUCUGAUAUCUUCGCAUUUCAGGCUUUGCCCAUUGUAAUAUUCUUUAGCAGUGUGAUGUCAGUACUUUACUUCCUUGGAAUAAUGCAAUGGCUCAUUAUCAAGAUUGCCUGGGUCAUGCAAAUUACAAUGGGGACCUCACCCACUGAGACCUUGAGUGUUGCAGGUAACAUAUUUGUUGGACAGACUGAAGCACCACUUUUGAUUCGCCCCUAUCUGGAGAACAUGACCAAAUCUGAAGUCCAUGCUGUCAUGGUUGGAGGAUUUGCCACCAUUGCAGGGAGUGUGAUGGGUGCAUUUAUCUCAUUUGGGAUUGAUGCAUCCUCUCUCAUAUCUGCCUCUGUGAUGGCUGCCCCUUGUGCUUUGGCUGUCUCAAAGCUCUCCUAUCCAGAGGUUGAGGAGAGCCCGUUUAAAUCAGAGGAAAAUAUAAAAGUGGCUUGUGGUGAUGAGAAGAACAUUUUGGAAGCAGCUAGCAGUGGAGCAUCUGCAUCAAUCUCCCUUGUUGCUAAUAUAGCUGCUAACUUAAUAGCAUUCCUGGCAAUACUGGCAUUCAUCAAUGCAUCUCUUGGGUGGCUAGGAGGCCUGGUGGGAUAUCCUUCCAUCACUUUUGAGAUGAUCUGUUCCUACGUGUUCAUGCCUGUGGCCUUUAUGAUGGGAAUACCAUUUGAAGAGAGUUUCACCGUAGCAGAACUCAUUGGCACCAAGCUCUUUUUGAAUGAGUUUCUGGCAUAUGAGAAGCUAUCAGCGAUGAAGAAAAAUAGAGUCAAUGGUCUGGAUGAAUUUAUUGAUGAUAAGAGGCAAUGGAUCUCAGUCAGAUCAGAGAUUAUCAGCACAUAUGCUCUGUGUGGAUUCGCUAAUUUCAGCUCACUGGGAAUCGUAAUCGGAGGCCUUUCCUCAAUAUGUCCACCCAGAAGAGGUCUCGUCUCCUCUUUAGUAUUGAGAGCCCUGUUCACAGGUACCUGUGUGACCCUGGUUAAUGCCUGUGUUGCAGGUAUUCUCUUUGUUCCUCCUGGUCUUGACUGUUUGGAUGUUUUCAAUACCUCUCCUUUCAACACCACAAAUUCUGACUUAAAAACCUGCUGUAAUAAUCUUUUCGGAAGCAGCACUGUGAAGAAUGGGACCAUCUCAUUUGAGGGCUCCUGGAGCACAGAGACCAACGCUACUUUGUUCUUUAACAACUGUUGUGGUCUCUUUGAUAAUCCUGUUUGUAACUAGGCACUCAUAAAUUUAUUAUUAUAUUUUGAUUAUCAGUGAGUAGAUUAACUUAUUCUGUUUUUUGAUUCAUGAACAAAAUUAAUGCAACCGGAAGUCAGGGGAGAGCCAUCUUUAUUCAGUAUGAGUCUAUGAUGUUGAACUU